GCUGACGUAAUAAUAGCGCAAGCGAACCCACAGAAAGGGAACAUCCCUUACUCCGAACACACUGGUGGGUGCGGCGAGCACGGAAGGUUCAUCCAUCUUACCCCAGAGUAUGUCGUGGAUAACAUGGAAGAAAUCUUUGGCGCUGUCGAGAAGGUGCUUGUACACGAGUGGGCGCAUAUAAGGUGGGGAGUAUUCGAUGAAUACGCCACUAGGGGGCACGGCAGUCACUAUGUCGACAGCGAUGGUGUUUUACAAGGCACCAGAUGCCCGAAGAGUCUCCGUGGUUUGAACAUCGAGUUUACGCCACCCUACACCAACCUAUGUGAAGUCAAUCGAACUACGGGACUCCCCCAAACCGAUACUUGUGCUUUCUAUGUUCACGAUGUUCAACAUCCCGAAUUAAACACAUCUAUGAUGUCACACAGCUAUGUACAGCAGGUGGUUGAAUUCUGCCACAGCGAUCCAAGCGACCCGGUCAACCAACACAACACUGAAGCUGACAACGAACAAAACGCAAAAUGUAAUUUACGAAGCACCUGGGAUGUUAUAACUUCAACGAGUGACUUCAGUGGCGGCUCCAACCCCCCGAACCCAACCCUAACCAGACCGGUAGCCCCAUUACAUUCUCGUGUGGUUAGACAAGGUCGCACAUCGAAGCGUUCGAUGUGGGUGUUGGAUGACCGUAUGCUUAUGAUGCGACAAAGUGCGUCUACAUUCAUCACAACUUCCCUACCCAUCGGUGACUGUGUUGGAAUCACAUCGUUUCAAUCGACAUCACAACUACUUCUGCAAAUAUCCAACAUCACAUCGAGUGAAGAUAGAGCUAAUUUAACCCGAAUGAUCCCAAUAUCUGCUGGUGGGACGACGUGUAUUGGGUGUGGGAUCAAGACAGCCAUCGACGAGAUGGAAAGAGACAACCCUGGUGGGGUCUGUGGUGACAUCAUCGUGUUAACGGACGGGAUGGAAAAUGAGGAACCGAAGGUGGAAACAAUAGGGCACCGAUGGGGUUCGGGAGAAGGGUGCAUUGGUUGUGUUGAAACAAUAAUUAUAUUCCUCACCACAACCUACCAACCAUUUCCUCACUGUAGAAUUGCACCGUGCAUGCCAUCUUCUUCACCACCGCACACAAUAGAGAGUUAG
Ciona intestinalis (vase tunicate) is the source of this 1140-nucleotide messenger RNA. NCBI's taxonomy places the organism in Eukaryota, Metazoa, Chordata, Ascidiacea, Phlebobranchia, Cionidae. The record is from RefSeq and is a predicted model, not a curated record.